Molecule: messenger RNA, 369 nt
Organism: Effrenium voratum
Lineage: Eukaryota; Dinophyceae; Suessiales; Symbiodiniaceae
Source: the annotation of a GenBank genome assembly
AUGGGUGAGAUGAGCAACGAGUUUGACAGCUCUGCGAUCCUGAAAGAGCAGCGAUUGAAUGCGAAGCUUCGCAUCAGAGGCGCUCGCUGCGAGCUGGUGCCCUACCAGAGAUGGAUGGUGCCCAUCUACCACUCCUGGAUGCAGGACCCCGAGUUGUUGGAGCUCACGGCGUCCGAGCCCCUCAGCCUGGAGGAGGAGUAUGAGAUGCAGCAGUCCUGGCAAGACUCGGAGGACAAGAUCACCUUCAUCUUGCUGGACCCUGACCUCGGCGACACCUUCGAGACUCAGAUGGUGGGGGAUGUGAACGUCUUCUACGUGGCUGAGGAGGAGAGCAGGCCUCCCUCUACCAGCAGGGGGAGAUCGAGGUGA